Messenger RNA from Rotaria socialis, 5998 nucleotides. The record is from the annotation of a GenBank genome assembly. NCBI's taxonomy places the organism in Eukaryota, Metazoa, Rotifera, Eurotatoria, Philodinida, Philodinidae.
AUGACCGAACAGUAUAUGCAGAUUCAAUGGUUACAAGAUACGGAAGAAAUCUUUGAUCGAGUACAAUUAAAACCAUCGAAUAAAUAUUUAGCUGUGCAAUCGUAUUUAAAAGGUACAGCUGACACAUGGUUUCGUUUACAUAAAUCAAAUAUUCCUGAUUGGUUUACGUUUAAAAAAGAAAUUCUCGAAGUAUUUAAAGCAUCAUUUAAUCGAACGUCGUUUACAGUUGAACAACAACCAGUUGUGCAUCGUCGUAAUUACUCGUCGUUAUCACCUGAUCUUAAAUUAUCAUCAGUUAUUGAUCGAAGUUCAUCAGAUUCAAAUACACGUUCUCUAUCUUCGGAAAUUAUACCAUUACCAUUACCUAUAUCGAAUGCAAAUGUUUAUCAACAACCAGAUAUUGUUGUUUUACCCGAGCAAUCAUCAGUUAGUGAUCGAAGUGCAUCAAAGUCAGAUACACAGUCUUCGUCGUCCCCUCAAAUUCGAACAUUACCGUUAUCUACACCGGUACUAAAUACUGAUCAGCAAUCGGAUAUGGUUACUUUAUCCGAACAAUCAUCAUCUCAUCAAUCGGUCAAUACUGAAUCAAUUACAAAGUCAACUGUUGAUACUAUAUCACACAUGAUAUCCUCGACAAUUACAAAUAUUCUACCGUCGUGUUCCUCGACAGUCACAGUCAAUAGUAAUACUCCACAUGAAGCUGAAUUAAAACAACUCGAAAGUGAUGAAAUUAAUUCAUGUUCAAUGAAUGAGAUGCCGGUGAUUAAUAGUGAAUUUAUAUCUCGUAUUGUAUCAAUGAAACGUAAUGUACAAGUUAAUUAUCGUGAUAAAAGUCUUGCUGCAUAUGAUACUCGUGAUUUUAUUUAUCGAAUGAUAACUACACAAGAUUUUCUUCCGGCGUAUCGUGCUAAUAUUAGUUUGUUUAUUAGUCGUAUUUACAUUUAUAGUUGCCAUGUGCCCUUACUCGAAGUCUUUAUGUCCUCAUUAAUACAUUACAAACUUAUUAUUCUCCUGAUUCGUGAUAUAUAUGUCUACAUAAAGAAGAGAAGAAAAAACAUCUACACUAAUUCUAUUACAGUACAUUCUAGACAUCGUUUCAUAUUUUUUUUCUCUUUUUAUGUUCAUUUCUUAAGCUGUCACAGUUUAUGUUCGUUUGUUUUCUUGGUUACUCGUUUGUUUUCUUUGUUUGCUCAUUUGUUUUCUUGGUUUCUCGUUUGUAUUUGUUGGUUCUACUCGUUUUUUUUUCGCAUGGCGUGUCUCUUAGUGAACAGAUGUUGCCGUUCACUUGUAAAGGGGGGAGGUGUUAGGUAGUGGCGCUAUCUAAGUCCACUACCUCCUUUCUCUUCUCUCUUCUUCGUCAUCUAUCUCUUCAUUGGUCGAUUGACCAAGAGUGAUGUUGUUUCACGUUCGAGAGUAGUGUUAGUGUUGUUCGUUCGAAGAACGUAUUCCAAUAAAGGUAGUUAGUCCACAGACUAACACCCUCCUUCAUUGUGGAUGCAGUUUUCCGCCACUCUCCAAUGUAANUGUUAGGUAGUGGCGCUAUCUAAGUCCACUACCUCCUUUCUCUUCUCUCUUCUUCGUCAUCUAUCUCUUCAUUGGUCGAUUGACCAAGAGUGAUGUUGUUUCACGUUCGAGAGUAGUGUUAGUGUUGUUCGUUCGAAGAACGUAUUCCAAUAAAGGUAGUUAGUCCACAGACUAACACCCUCCUUCAUUGUGGAUGCAGUUUUCCGCCACUCUCCAAUGUAAAACACAUCCACACUAAAAAAAUUAACCGGGUCCUGCAGGAACUUGCUGACAAGAUGCCUGAAAAGCGUCGUAUCGUGCAGGGAAACAAACCACAUAGCUGGAACAUGGAAACACUAUUCCGACCGCAAACGUCCCGAGAUUUUCUGGAUGAUUUCCGGCGCAUUUUGCCUCAAGACUGAGCAAAUUGGUCAGAACUCAUCAAGAAAGUCACGAACGUUUAUCACCAGGAACCUGCUUCCAUGUCCAGCAAUAAGAUAUGAUUUCCUACAGAGUAUGGUGAUUAUCAGGCAUCUUCUCUGCCAGUUCAGUACGGUUUCGGCGCGCACAAGGAUCUGUAUGCGAUGAUGGACCUAAAUAGAAAUAAAAUAUUUCAUCAGUUUUUAACUUAUAAAUCGAACUCACCAUUAAUAUUUGCUCAGGUGAUAAUUGAUCUAAACACAAAUAAAAUAAUUCAUCUGCUUUUAAUUUAUAAGUCGAACUCACCCUUAUUAUUUGUUCAUCUAAGCAUCGAUCUAAAUAGAAAUAAAAUAUUUCAUCAGUUUUUAACUUAUGAAUCGAACUCACCAUUAAUAUUUGCUCAUGUCAUAAUUGAUCUAAACACAAAUAAAAUAAUUCAUCUGCUUUUAAUUUAUAAGUCGAACUCACUCUUAUUAUUUGUUCAGCCGAGCAUUAAACCAAAUAGAAACAAAAUAAUUCAUCAGGUUGUAACCGUUAAAAUUGAAAUCACCAUUGAUAUUGGUUCAGUUGCUAAGGUCGAUCAACCCCAUCCUACGAUCCGAUGAGAAAUCGAUGAGAUCGCAUCCUCUCCCAUCGAAUUUUAUAAGGAUCUCAUAGGAAUAUUGUUGCAGCGGCGUUAAGGAAUUAUAGUAGGAUCUCCGGGAUCGGAACCUCAUACAAUCUUACAGCGCAAAACACAUCGAAAACAACCACAAUUCCACUAUCGGAUCAUGGACCCGAAUCGUCAAUGCCGGAUUCGGAUUUCUUAACCUCGAUAACCUAUUACAAACUUACAUCAGAAUUUAUCUCCGAGUUGAAAUAAAAAAUCUACCUUGACAGUUUUUGACUUAGAAAGGGACCAAUUUUCUGACCAAUCGGAGCUCGACGCGAAAAACUCAUGACAUAUUCGGAAUCCUGGACAUCGAUAACCUAUUGCAAAGUUACCUCAGAAUUUAGAACGGAGGUGAAAUGGAAAGUCUGACUUUGGAGGAGUGGAAUUUUUGUUUGGUCGAAGUUGCUGUUCCAAACGUUUGCCUGAAAUAUUUUGAAUGGAGGGCAUGGUCUCUCGUGGGAAGCGUUCAAGAUUUUUUAAACUGAGGAGCUUGUACGAAUUGAAAAAAAAACCCAGUAAUCGAUUUUCUGCAUGCGUGUGAAUAUGGUACUUCGAAACUUCUGAUCGGUAGAAAAAAGAAAUCAUUAUUUUGAAUGGGAAUUGACCGAUGGACAAAUUUAUGCGAGGCGUAUAUUACGAAACCCUUUUGAAUGCGAAACUCGAAAGGGGUUUUGACGAAACCCUUGGCGUAACAUAAAAUUCCAAGGGUUCAGUACGAAACCUUUUUAUACUUCAAAACUCUUUGAAGUCUUUUACGAAACCUUGGAUGUCGCUAAACCCUAUGCAGAUUUCGUAUUGUUCUACGGAUACUUCUUUGGUAUAGUAAAAAUCUGCGAAACCUCAAAGGUUUCGUGUGGCACCUUUUUUUUUUCAGUGUACCUUUAUUGGAAUACGUUCCUCGAACAACUACCUUCUCUCUCGAACGCGAAACAACACCACUCUUGGUCAAUCGACCAAUCAAGAGAUAGAUGACGAAGAAGAGAGAAGAGAAGGAGGUAGUGAACUUAGAUAGCGCCACUACCUAACAUAAUUGAUUUUAAUUUUAAAAAUUGAUUAAAAAGGAUUAUUUUCUUUGAAUUUAUUUGAGAAACACUCAAUUUAAUCGAUUUUUCCUGAUUACUUGUCGAAAAAUCUUUUUUAAUCAGAUUUUUUGCUGUUUUUUUACAUGGGUGAUCAACUGUUUGUGCUACAGUUUUGAGACAACUUAAUCUCAGAAGCUCAUAUUUUCAGCCCUAUUGCUAGUUGAAAGGAUACAGCUUUCAACGAAAGAAUGAGCUUUUUAAAUUAUGUAAUUGCUGAGAAACGUUGAAAACACUGCAAAAAACGUCAUCGCGUUAGGCUUGUGAAAGCCGAUACAGUAUAACUUCUAUAUGUGAGCACCUCCCAAUAAUGAGCACCACCCUAUACUGAGCGGUCUGUGGACCGCCCGAGCGAGUUUUGCUGAAAAUGUGCCUCUGGAAUACGAGCACCUUCUCAUUCUGUUAGUGAACGCUGUUUUAUUGGCCCCCAUCAGCCAUAAACACCUCUGUAAUGUAAUGUGAGCAAUAUGUUUUCUAUAACUCAUACAGAACGAGAAAAAUAAAGAUGUUAUGUCGUCUUCAUUAUUGAAAACAAUUAAAGUGCACAUACAAGAACGAAAAAGCUGUUAGCGCAAUCCCUUCGGGAUUAAAAUGUGAAACACGACACAACUGUUAGUUCUUAUCAGAUAAACUAUUGUUCUAUGGAUUUCUGGAUUCUUUCUUUGAUUCUACUUCAAUGCAUCAGCUAUAAAUGCAGAACCACAACAGGUUAAAGGCUUUAUCAAGAUUGUAACCCUAUCCGCUCCUUGCUUGUACGCCGAUACGAUUCAUGACACUCUACAACGACGUUCAGAAGUGUCUACAGAGCUGUAUCAUUGUCAUAGCUUCACUUUUAUAUCUUCCUCGCAUUUCUAAUACCGUUUGUGAUGGAUCCAAAACUUGUCUCUCAGGGCCAGGAAUGGGCAAUUAAUUAAUUAACAAGUAACGUUCAUCGACAUCGAAAGUCGAUUCACCGGGCCCUAGACUGAUACGGAUUACGACUUGAAAUUCAUCCACUGCCUAGAAAAUUAGUUGUUUGUCUCAGAAGCAGAUCCUGAAAUUUCGAAGAGACGAGCGGAUAAGUUGAUUGGAGCCGCUGAGAGUCGAAUAAAUGAAAACGGGGCAAGAAUCAGGCGAAAAUGAAAACUUAACAACGAAAAUCAAUGAUAAAAAGCACACAAAGACAAACAGAAACACGAAAGAGGGGGCAACAGCCAAACUACGGUUUGAGGAUGGGGGACAGAAUCUCAGGUCCUCUUAUCCAUAAGAAACGUGUUUGAAGAAUCAUAUCAGCGGACUUGAAGGCUUUCAGAGAUUAGGGCUAUCUCUCACCUAGCUACUAACUUGCGUGACUCAGAGAUUUUGAGAUGGGAGCUUCAAAAUUCCGUAGGGGGGAGCAGCUGCCUGGCUCCAAUGCCUCCGUCACUGGGGGGAAGUAUUCCGCGUUUCUCACCCACGAAUCCACACAUGACAGGCACCAUAAAAGUGGUCAUUUGUACCAAAGAAAUGCUCAUUUGCGUCAUGGAAAUGGUCGUUUGUGCCACAGAAAUGGUUAUUUGUGGCAUAGAAAUGACUAUUUGUGCCACGGGAAUGGUCAUUUGUGCCGUGGAAAUGGCCAUUUGUGCCAUGGAAAUGGUAGUUUUUGCCACAAAAAUGGUUACUUGUGCCACAGAGAUAGUCGUUUGUGCGAUGGAAAUGGUAGUUUGUGCCAUGGAAACGGUCAUUUGUGCCACAAAAAUGGUCAAUUGUGCCACAGAGAUGGUCCUCUGUACCAUAGAAAUGGUCAUUCGUGCCAUAGAAAUGGCCAUUUGUGCCAAGAAAACUGUCAUUCGUGCCACAAAAAACGGUCAUUCGUGCCACAAAAAUGGUCAUUUGUGCCACAAAAAUAGUCACUUAUGCCACAGAGAUGGUCGUUUGUGCCAUGGAAAUGAUCAAUUGUGCCAUGGAAGCGGUCAUUUGUGCCAUAGAAAUGGCCAUUUGUGCCACAGAGAUGGGCAUUUGUGCCAUAGAAAUGGUCGAUUCCGUCAUUGUUACAGACAGACGGACAGACAGACGGACAGACAGACAGACAGACAGACAGACACAGGUGAAUUACGGUUUCCAGACCCUAUCCUUUCAGUCUAGGGAAAAUGUCUUCCGAAGCAAUUGAAAUCACUAUUCUUAACACUUUAACUCGUCUUCAUCUGUCUGCAAUGGUGGAUGAAGCUGGAACUACCUGUCGGUAACGGUCUGCGAUGGGGAAUCACGUGUCUGUAACGAUCUGUGACACAGGUAUCACCUGUCUGUAACGGUCCGUGAUGGUGGAAUCACCUGUCUGUAACGGUCUGCGAUGCAGGUAUCAGCUGUCGGUAACGGUCUGUGAUGG